AUGGCAUCCCAACACAAGGUGCUUAUGCUCGGCGCCGGCUUCGUCACAAAGCCGACUCUGGACAUUCUGAGUGAAUCUGGCGUUCAGGUUACUGUCGCCUGCAGGACCCUCCUGACCGCCCAGCAGCUCUCCGCCGGCGUCAAGAGCGCCCGGCCUACCGCCCUCGAUGUCAACGACGCACAGGCCCUCGACGCCGCCGUCGCCCAGCACGACCUUGUCAUCUCCCUGAUCCCCUACACCUUCCACGCCAAGGUCAUCCAGUCCGCCAUCCGCCAGAAGAAGCAUGUCGUCACCACCAGCUAUGUCAGCCCGGCCAUGCUGGAGCUGGACGCCGCCGCCAAGGAGGCUGGCAUUACCGUCAUGAACGAGAUCGGUCUCGACCCCGGUAUCGACCACCUGUGGGCCGUCAAGACCAUCGAGGAGGUCCACCAGGCCGGAGGCAAGAUCACCUCCUUCCUGUCAUACUGCGGUGGUCUCCCCGCCCCUGAGGCGUCCGACAACCCCCUGGGAUACAAGUUCAGCUGGUCGUCGCGUGGUGUGCUGCUCGCCCUGGGCAACACGGCCAAGUACUGGCAGGACGGCAAGGAGGUCGAGAUCGCGGGCAAGGAGCUCAUGGGCGCCGCCAAGCCGUACUUCAUCUACCCGGGCUACGCCUUCGUCGCCUACCCCAACCGUGACUCGACGCCCUACAACGAGCGAUACAGCAUCCCCGAGGCCCAGACCAUCGUCCGCGGCACGCUCCGCUACCAGGGCUUCCCCGAGUUCAUCCGCACGCUGGUCCAGACCGGCUUCCUGACCGAGACGCCCUCGGACGUGCUCUCCAAGCCGACGACCUGGAGGGAGGCCACCAAGGCCAUCGUGGGCGCCUCGUCGUCCAGCGAGGAGGACCUCAAGAAGGCGAUCCUGUCCAAGGCGACCUUCAACUCGCCCGAGGAGGAGAGCCGCAUCCUGUCCGGGCUGGCGUGGGUCGGCAUCUUCUCGGACGAGCAGAUCACGCCCCGCGGCAACCCGCUCGACACGCUGUGCGCGACGCUCGAGAAGAAGAUGCAGUACGAGGGCGAGGAGCGCGACAUGGUCCUGCUGCAGCACAAGUUCGGCAUCGAGCACGCCGACGGCCGCAAGGAGACGCGCACCUCGACCCUCGUCGAGUACGGCGACCCCAAGGGCUACUCGGCCAUGGCCAAGCUGGUCGGCGUGCCCUGCGCCGUCGCCGUCAAGCAGGUCCUCGACGGCACCAUCACCGAGAAGGGCGUCCUGGCCCCCAUGAAGUGGAGCUUGUGCGAGCCCAUCCUGAACGAGCUCAAGAACAAUUACGGCAUCAACAUGGAGGAGAAGACCAUCCAGUAA
Molecule: messenger RNA, 1347 nt
Organism: Diaporthe citri
Lineage: Eukaryota; Fungi; Ascomycota; Sordariomycetes; Diaporthales; Diaporthaceae
Exons: 4
Coding region: 1-1347 (448 amino acids)
Cellular component (GO): cytoplasm
Molecular function (GO): saccharopine dehydrogenase activity
Source: RefSeq, a predicted model, not a curated record